AAGGCCACAGUCUCAUAAUUGUAACUGGACUCGUAAAUCAUGGAAACUGUGGUGUAAAACUUUUGAGAAUGUAUGCACGAUUGGGGGAUUUAUUUUCAGCACGUAAGGUGUUCGAAAAAUUGCCUCAAAGAGGUGUGGACGUUUGGAAUGUGAUGAUCAUUGGGUAUUCUCGCAAGGAUUUCCCAAAUGAAGUUCUGGGUCUUUAUCAUCGAAUGAUGUUGGAGGGUGUAAAACCUGAUAGCUCGACUUUUACUGUUGCUAUUAAGGCAUGUGUGAGCUUGAUGGACUUGGAAAUGGGGAAGGAAAUUUGGGGUCAAGCGGUGAAUUUUGGUUAUGAGUUUGAUGUGUUUGUCGGGUCAUCUGUUUUAAAUUUGUAUGUAAAGUGUGGGGAAAUGGAUGAGGCCAUGUUGGUGUUUAAUAAGAUGCCAAGGAGGGAUCUUGUUAGUUGGACUACUAUUGUAACAGGUUUUGUGCAGGGUGGUCGGCCGAGAGAGGCUAUUGAUGUAUAUAAACGGAUGCAGAAGGAGGGUAUGGAAGGAGAUACAGUUCUGAUGUUGGGAUUGAUUCAGGCUUGUGCCAAUCUUGGGGACUCCAAAUUGGGGCUUUCAGUUCAUGGCUAUAUGAUAAGGAAAGAUCUUCCUAUGGAUAUUGUUGCUCAGACUAGCCUUGUGGAUAUGUAUGCUAAGAAUGGAUAUUUGGAGUAUGCUUCAAUUGUAUUCUAUAGGAUGCCACAGAAGAAUAAUAUUUCUUGGGGUGCACUGAUUUCUGGUUUUGCCCAAAAUGGUUUUGCACAAAAUGCACUUGAGUUGUUUGUAGAGAUGCAGUGUUCCGGGUUUAAACCUGACCUGGCUUCUCUGCUGAGUGCCCUUGUAGCAUGUUCACAAGUUGGCUUAUUGAAACUGGGCAGAUCUAUACAUGGAUACAUUGUGAGAAGGGUAGAUUUUGAACAAGUUUCUGGGACCACAGUAAUUGAUAUGUAUGCAAAAUGUGGAGCACUUUCUCAUGCACAAGCUCUUUUUGAUAGAAUAGAUUCUAGAGACAGAAUCUCUUGGAAUGCAAUGAUUUCUGGCUAUGGAGUGCAUGGGCGUGGCAAGGAGGCUCUAGCAAUCUUUCUGCAGAUGACAAAAACUAACUUAAAACCAGAUCACAUAACUUUUGCUGCUCUUUUCUCAGCUCUUGGUCACUCAGGAAUGGUGGAAGAAGGUCGACACUGGUUUAAUCUCAUGGUUAGUGAGUAUAACAUCCAACCAAUUGAAAAGCACUAUGUUUGUAUGGUUGAUCUUUUGGCUCGUGCUGGAGAAGCAGUAGAGGCUUAUGAACUAAUAGAGAUGGUGGCAGAGAAGAUUCUUGAGUUGAAUCCAGAUGACUUGGGCAUCCAUGCUCUGGUUUCUAACUUCUUUGCCAUAGGAAGGAAGUGGGAUAAAGUAGCUAGUGUAAGGAAGACUAUGAAAGAGACAGGGACAAAGAAAGUACCUGGCUACAGUGCAGUGGAUAUUGACGGAAAGCUCCAUGCUUUUCUCAUGGAAGAUAAAAGCCACAGCGAAUAUGGAGCUAUUUUGCAUAUGUUGGAUAGAUUGGAUCAUGAGAUGAGAUUGCAUGAUCAAGAUGAGAGGCUUGCUCCUGCUUUGGCCUCUAAAACGUAGGUCAGGAACAAUGCUAAUGAGCAUGAAAACUCUUGGGGUGGAUGUUGGCAAGCUUAAAUGCUGUUUUAUGACCAAUAUAUAUAGUGGACAAAGGAUUUUCCUACUAAAUGAGAGGCAGAUUCAAUACUUACAAGGAUGAAACUGGCCACGUAACAACCAUGGGCAAAGUCCAGGAGCCAUAAUUACUUGCUUUUGCACAGUAUCCUUAUUCCCAAAAUUGCAAAACAAGGACCAAGAAAGGCUGGAAAAACAAACAUAAAGAACGAGUUUCAUUGUCAUUAGUGGAAUAUGAAGAGAAUACACCAAAAUACUUAAU
Rubroshorea leprosula is the source of this 1959-nucleotide messenger RNA. NCBI's taxonomy places the organism in Eukaryota, Viridiplantae, Streptophyta, Magnoliopsida, Malvales, Dipterocarpaceae. The record is from the annotation of a GenBank genome assembly.